This is a messenger RNA of Striga hermonthica, 1119 nucleotides long. Lineage: Eukaryota; Viridiplantae; Streptophyta; Magnoliopsida; Lamiales; Orobanchaceae. The record is from the annotation of a GenBank genome assembly.
AUGUCCUCUGCCUGCAGCUUAAACCUCAGCCUCAGCCUCAGCCUCAUAAAACCUCACACAUCUUCAUGGACUUCAAUCUCAUCACCAUCUUCGUCAUCUUCAUCAUUCUCGUCACCUCUCUCUGAAUCAAACCACACUUCAAUCUCCACCCGAAAAGCCCGGGCCCGCCGUAAAAGGCCCAAUCAGGCCUACAACGAAGCCGCCUCAAUCCUUUCAACCGCCUAUCCCAAGCUUUUCGCGGCCAAACACCUCCCAACAGGGCCCGAAUUCAGCAAACUGCAGGGCCAGUUUCUGUUCGAGCCCUCGGCCCUGCUCACGCCGCCUCCCAAGUCGCUCCAGAGCUCUAAUUUUCGCACCGGGUCGAGAAAUUGGAACUCAAUCGAGGAUCCGCGGCGGAGAGCGGCGGAUUUGGGCGGUUACUCUGAAGAACUGUGCGGCGGAGAUGAGGAGAGUUUCAGCGCGCGGUCGAUUUUGGAUGAGGAGAUUGAUGAGGGGAUUGAUUGCGUCAUGGGGAAAUUGAGCAUGGAAAGCCUGAAAAUCGAGGAUACGAAAUCGAAAUCGGGUUGUUGCUACGGUUAUCCGAUGGGAUUAGGGUUCGAUUUCGAAUCGAGGGCGAUGAGGAACGCGGACGGCGGCGGAGGGGACGAGUGGUGGAGGUUCGCCGCCGUGGAUCUAGCCGAUUUGACUCCGAAGGUUUCUGAGGUCCCGGUGGGGAAGAAGGCGACGGCGAGGAGGAAGAAAUUGGGGUCGGGCAAUGGAAAUGAGGUUAAAUCGGGCCGUAUGGGUUCGGGUGCAGAGGAAUUUGGCCAAGCGGGUGGCGAGCUUCGCCUGAAACUUAAUUACGACGGCGUAUUGAAGGCGUGGUCAGAGAGGGGCUCGCCGUUCUGCGGAGAUAGGCCGGCGGCGAGGCUCGCCGGACGUGAUGUCCAAACAGAUUUGUUCCCGUUGCCGGACGAUGGUGUAGGGAGUAAUGCUACUCUGCAACCCGACCACGAAAAGCGGCCUGGUCAUCUCUUGCCUAAGAAAAUAAGAUGUCGAGUAAAGAAAGUCAACACAAAUCAACGGCCAAGAUUCAAGGGAAGAUUUUGUGAGAGCACCAAAUCCAAUUUUCUUUUUUAG